Molecule: messenger RNA, 1962 nt
Organism: Epinephelus lanceolatus (giant grouper)
Lineage: Eukaryota; Metazoa; Chordata; Actinopteri; Perciformes; Serranidae
Gene: hapln2
Product: hyaluronan and proteoglycan link protein 2
Biological process (GO): positive regulation of neuroblast proliferation; skeletal system development; cell adhesion
Cellular component (GO): perineuronal net; synapse
Molecular function (GO): hyaluronic acid binding
Source: RefSeq, a predicted model, not a curated record
CAGAGGAGCUGACAGGGAUGAACAGCAGCUUCUUCCUCCUGAAGCUAUGAGUUACCCUGGAGUUCAGACACUUUGAAAACAUCAUGUGGGACAACACAGGAGGAUGAGCGGACAUCUGCAUCUUCCCAGCGUCACAGGAACUAAAAGAGCAACAGUCUUCAUGAUGAACUGUGCUGUGAUUCUUCUAAUAACAUCAAGCUGCUUCACCUGGUCUUCAGCUCUAUACAGCCCGCACAGAGCAGCAGCGUCCAAGAAGCUCAAGUACCUCCUCGAGCCGCCUGUGUACGCCGAGGUCGUCGCCCAAAGGGGAGAAAACGUCACCUUGCCAUGUAUCCUGAGAACCAAACCCAGCCAUUACAAAGUGAAAUGGACAAAGCUGGAGCCAGAACACAUGGGGCAAGAGAACAUUAUCAUGAUAUCAAACGCACAUGCCCACAAGCCAUACGGCCAUCUCGGCCCGCGGGCUUCUCUCCGGAAGGCUCACACCAUGGACGCCUCCCUGCAGCUCAGCCGCCUUGAGCUGGAAGAUGGCGGCACGUAUCGCUGUGAGCUUGUCAACGGCAUCGAGGACGAAAGUGUCGUCAUUACUUUGAGGAUUGAAGGUGUGGUGUUCCCAUAUCAGAGCAAAAGUGGCCGCUACAGAUUCACCUUCCGUGAGGCUAAGGAGGCUUGUGCCGAGCAAGAUGGCACAUUAGCUUCCUACAACCAGCUGUACAGAGCAUGGACGGAGGGUCUGGACUGGUGUAAUGCCGGUUGGCUCAGCGAUGGGACCGUUCACUACCCCAUCAUUCAUCCUCGUCCUGCCUGUGGAGGGGAGCUGCAACCCGGCAUUCGCACUUAUGGACCAAAAGAUAAAAAUAUUGAUCGCUUAGAUGCCUUCUGCUUCACCUCCCAGACAUCUGGCUCUGUCUACUACCUGUCAGGGUCUUUCUCCUUCGAGCAGGCAGGACACGCGUGUCAACGUCAGGGAGCUGAGCUAGCGUUGGUCGGCCAGCUUUACUCGGCCUGGCAUUUCAAAAAGUACGACCAGUGUGACGGCGGAUGGCUGAGAGACGGCAGUGUACGGUUUCCCAUCAGCAACCCCAGGGAGCACUGUGGCGGCAUCCCUGAAGCGGGGGUGCGCUCAUUUGGAUUCCCCAAAAAGACGACGCAUCUGUAUGGUGCCUAUUGCUACAGGUAGUCCUAAACAAAAACAACUUACGUGAGUGUCUCAACAGAGCUGAGAGUCGGAGCAAAACGCCUGAGUGGCCCAGAAUCCACUGCACAGUAUUCACAGCUUGAUCCACCAACGGAUAGUCCUGAACAAGAAACCUCCCAUCUGAAGCCGCAGGCAAUUACUGACAGUAGAAUUAUAGGGUUAUAUUUGAAAUCAAAUAUCUUUAAAUUAGUCACAUAAUUUAGACUAAUUUCUAAAACAAAGACCCCAUUUCUAUCUGACUUGGUAGAUGCAUAGAAUAUAUAGGACUAAAACAUGGGGUUGAUUUUGGCUUAUUUCAUAUGAGACAACAACAAAUUUACAUCAAACUGAGAUAUAGAGACAAGCGACACAUCUCUACUUAUGCCCACUGUACAAAAGUAAAGCCAAAAUAUCCUGGAUACAGCUGCUGACAUUUUGCGCUAGUCAUUUGGAGCUAGAGUCUGAGCAGGAGCAGUCUGCUUCUACAGUAGGACCCAACUUGGAAGGACCUUACCUAUCAAGGAAUCAUCCUUGACUUUGAGAAGUAUCAAGACUCUGUGCAGUAGCAAUCUGCUCCCACCCAUAAAUCCGUCCAACCAAUUGUGAGCAGCACCACUGAUCACGAGCACAAUGAUUGGUAUGUGUAGCUGUCCGUCAUGACGUCAAACCCUCUUUUUAUUGCAUCAAAUUACUAAUUAAAGCCAAACUAAAAUGACAGGAACCAUCUUUGGGAAAAAUAUAUUUAUCCUGCACUCUGAGGGCCGAAUUCACAAAGAAUGAACUGC